Molecule: messenger RNA, 446 nt
Organism: Eremomyces bilateralis CBS 781.70
Lineage: Eukaryota; Fungi; Ascomycota; Dothideomycetes; Eremomycetales; Eremomycetaceae
Exons: 5
Coding region: 84-446 (120 amino acids)
Biological process (GO): protein import into mitochondrial matrix; protein insertion into mitochondrial inner membrane
Cellular component (GO): TIM23 mitochondrial import inner membrane translocase complex
Source: RefSeq, a predicted model, not a curated record
AGUCUCUCAUAUAUACCUAACCUACCGUGUUCCUAUUCAAUUCCUUCCUUAUAUCAAACCUCUCCUUCAUCCACCAGAAUAGAAUGCCUGUGCCAGUUGGUGCCGGCGUUCCAGCCGGGCAUGGAGGAGCUCCGUCGACGUUCGACAAAUUCAAGAUGGGUGCUAUGAUGGGUGGAACGGUUGGUCUCAUCAUAGGAUUCAUCUUCGGCGCAACGAACAUCGUCCGCUAUGGCCCAGGACCCAAUGGGAUGAUGAGAACGUUGGGCCAAUAUAUGGUCGGUUCAUCCGCCACGUUUGGAUUCUUCAUGGGCAUCGGUACAACCAUUCGCACAGACGGUAGCCCUAUCGCGGCCGCAGCAUUUGCGAGAGCACACCAGAACCCGAUCAUCCUUUCACGGCAUUCUCGCUACGCCCCUCUCAUCGACCAGUCCUUCCGAUCACGGUAA